This is a messenger RNA of Gongylonema pulchrum, 222 nucleotides long. Lineage: Eukaryota; Metazoa; Nematoda; Chromadorea; Rhabditida; Gongylonematidae. The record is from the annotation of a GenBank genome assembly.
AUGCAAAUUUUGAUUAAUCCAAAAAGCUACUACAAAUUGCCUGGCAAAUAUCCAUAUACUCGUGGGCCAUAUCCAACAAUGUACACGCAGCGACCGUGGACAAUCAGACAGUAUGCUGGUUUCUCAACAGUCGAAGAAUCCAAUAAAUUUUACAGGGAUAACAUUAAAGCUGGGCAACAAGGCCUUUCCGUGGCAUUCGAUUUAGCCACACACAGAGGGUAA